AUGGCGGAAUUCGUACGAGCACAAAUCUUCGGCACGACCUUCGAGAUCACCUCAAGGUACUCGGAUCUCCAACCGGUCGGCAUGGGCGCGUUUGGUCUGGUCUGCUCUGCAAAGGACAACCUGACUGGCCAAAAUGUUGCGGUUAAGAAGAUCAUGAAGCCGUUCAGCACCCCUGUCCUAUCAAAGAGAACCUACCGAGAAUUGAAGCUCCUAAAGCACCUCAAGCAUGAGAAUGUUAUCUCCCUCAGUGAUAUCUUCAUUUCGCCGCUCGAGGAUAUCUAUUUCGUCACCGAGCUCCUAGGAACCGAUUUGCACCGACUCCUCACCUCCAGACCUCUCGAGAAGCAAUUCAUCCAAUACUUCCUGUACCAGAUCUUAAGGGGACUCAAGUAUGUCCACUCCGCAGGUGUUGUCCAUCGCGAUCUCAAGCCCAGCAACAUCCUGGUCAACGAGAAUUGCGAUUUGAAGAUCUGCGACUUCGGUUUGGCCCGUAUCCAAGAUCCCCAGAUGACCGGCUAUGUCUCGACGAGAUACUACAGAGCCCCGGAGAUCAUGCUCACAUGGCAAAAAUACGACGUCGAGGUUGAUAUCUGGAGCGCCGGAUGUAUUUUCGCGGAGAUGUUGGAGGGCAAGCCUCUUUUCCCUGGAAAGGACCACGUCAACCAGUUUUCGAUCAUCACCGAGCUUCUGGGAACGCCACCAGAUGAUGUUAUCCACACAAUUGCCAGUGAGAACACCCUGAGAUUCGUUCAGUCUCUUCCCAAGCGUGAGCGACAACCAUUAAAGGACAAGUUCCGCAACGCGGAUCCAGCUGCCAUUGAUCUCCUCGAGGACAUGCUUGUAUUUGAUCCCAAGAAGCGAGUAAAGGCCACCGACGCCCUGGCACACGAAUAUCUCUCCCCAUACCACGACCCUACGGACGAGCCAUCAGCAGAAGAGAAGUUCGACUGGUCUUUCAAUGACGCGGACCUUCCAGUUGAUACCUGGAAAAUCAUGAUGUACGAGCAACUUUAUGAAUACCAAGAUGAGACGUCCUAG
Hyaloscypha bicolor E is the source of this 1038-nucleotide messenger RNA. RefSeq names its product mitogen activated protein kinase. NCBI's taxonomy places the organism in Eukaryota, Fungi, Ascomycota, Leotiomycetes, Helotiales, Hyaloscyphaceae. The transcript has 8 exons. Gene Ontology annotation, biological process: cellular response to oxidative stress; osmosensory signaling pathway; stress-activated MAPK cascade. The record is from RefSeq and is a predicted model, not a curated record. Gene Ontology annotation, molecular function: ATP binding; MAP kinase activity. Gene Ontology annotation, cellular component: nucleus; cytoplasm. The coding region runs from base 1 to 1038 and encodes 345 amino acids.